GGGGAUUGCCUCCGCUAGUUCUUGGGUCAGACAAACUCUGUCAAGAUCUGCUCUGGAUCCGCUCCCCAGAUAGUAUACUUGCCACGCCUGCUUCUCUACGUGGUAUCAUUUUCUGGAUAAAAGGUAAUGAUCCUGUGACCAACAGCUUCCAGCCUCUUCCACAAACAGAAGCGAACUACACAAAAGGAAGUGCUCUUUCUUUCCACGACGGGAGGGUUGUUUGUUGAGCGCCCUGUUAGGGACUUUUUCCUCCGGCCACUAUCCUGCCCCGUCACAUCCGUUGCAAGGCGGCUUGGUGGGGCUCAGCAAGUUGCCAAUUGUUUGCCAGAGGAGGAGGAGGAGGAGGGCGGGCGACGACGACCAGCGGCACUGCAGGACGCGGCCGCUGCAACCGAGGGCGAAACUUUUCCUCGCUCUUUCUCGGUGCCGGCGAGCUUGGGAGUGGGCGCAGAAAUGCCAGCAGGAGCCGAUCCCGGGAGGGCGACAUGAAGCCGGGCCGCCAGGGAGCCGUCGCCCUCCUCCUCCUCCUCCUCCCCCACGGCUGCUCCGGGAAACUCUUCCUUUCUCGCCGGGAGGCCGGAGUUUAGGCGCCGGUGCAGCCGAGAUGGGCCAGGCGCGGGCAGCGGGCUGCCUGCUGGUCUUGGCCGCCGUGGCCUGCGGGCUCUGCGGGGCUCGCUUCGUCUUCCCCCUGCGAGUGUCUCCUGCCGUCGCCCCCGACGGCUCCCUGGCCCCCACCCCGGUGCUGCUGAAGCCGGCAGUCAGGACCGGGGACAGCCAAGAGGCGGGCAGCUUAGCCUUAGCCGCGGAGCCCGGCGGCGCCGUCAACUUCGUGGCCAUGGUGGACAAUCUGCAGGGAGACUCCGGACGCGGCUACUACCUGGAGAUGCUCCUGGGGAGCCCGGCGCAGAAGCUAAAUAUUCUAGUUGACACUGGAAGCAGCAAUUUUGCAGUAGCAGGUGCACCAAGUGUAGACAUGACUUCAUACUUUGAUACAAAAAAGUCAAGCACAUAUCAGUCACUGGGCAUUGAAGUCACUGUUAAAUAUACCCAAGGAAGCUGGACUGGAACUCUUGGCACAGAUGUUAUCACUAUCCCUAAAGGGAUAAAUGGAACUUAUACAAUCAAUAUUGCUACCAUCUUUCAGUCUGAGAAUUUCUUUUUAAAAGGAGUUAAAUGGCAAGGGAUCCUUGGACUGGCCUAUAGUGUCCUAGCCAAGCCCUCAAGUUCUGUGGAGACCUUUUUUGAUUCCCUUGUGCGUCAAGCCAAGAUUCCCAACAUCUUUUCCUUACAGAUGUGUGGAGCUGGUUUGCCUGUUUCUGGAUCUGCUGCCAGUGAAGGUAGUCUUAUCCUGGGUGGAAUUGAACCAAGCCUGUAUGAGGGAGAAAUUUGGUAUACACCUAUUAAAGCAGAGUGGUAUUAUCAGGUUGAAAUACUCAAAUUGGAGGUUGCAGGCCAGAACCUUAACUUGGACUGUAGAGAGUACAAUAAAGAAAAGGCAAUUGUAGACAGUGGCACCACUCUCCUCCGACUACCUGAGAAAGUGUUCAAUGCUGUUGUGGAUGCAAUUGGACGCACAUCAUUGAUCCAAGAUUUCUCACCUGGAUUUUGGGCUGGUGCGCAGCUUGCUUGUUGGGAUAUAACAGAAGAACCUUGGACCAUGUUUCCAAAGUUAUCCAUCUAUCUGAGAAAUGAAAAUUCCAGCUCAUCAUUUCGGAUAACUAUCCUCCCACAGCUUUAUAUUCAGCCUGUUCUAGAGAUUGGCCAGAAUCUGAACUGUUACCGGUUUGGUAUCUCUUCAUCUGCCAGUACCCUGGUACUUGGUGCAACAGUGAUGGAAGGUUUCUAUGUCAUCUUUGAUAGAGCUCAAAAGAGAGUGGGCUUUGCAGUAAGUCCAUGUGCUGGAGUUGGUGGUCUCCCACUGUCUGAGAUUGAAGGCCCUUUCUCAACUGCAGAUGUAGCAAGCAACUGUGUGUCUACAGUAUCACUCCAUGAACCAUUAUUGUGGAUAGUGUCUUACGCACUUAUGAGCUUCUGUGGACUAGUCCUCCUUCUUCUAAUAAUCUUGCUGCUGCUUCCAUCUCGUUUUCGCCAUCGUUACACUGAAAAUGACAUAGUAAAUGAUGAAUCAUCCUUAGUACAACAUAGAUGGAAAUGAGGGAUUUUAUUGAAGUUCAGAGAAUUCUUGUUGUUCUGCUUAGUGGAAAUUAACUGUGGCUAUCUCAACCAAAGCUAGAAGUCCAGGUUCCACUCUUAAAACAAUUUCAAUAUCAUAUUCCACUACAAGAUGCCCUCCAAUUCUGCUGUAUUAUAAUGUUAAGCUUUAUUUUCCAACCAGAGUUUUGAACCAAAUGCCUAUAACAACAGCAAGUGCUAUUCCGUUGGUUCUGUAAAGACAGUCAUUUAGCUGAACCUUUAUGCUUUUCAUGCUUUUUUAAAAUGCAGAAUGUUGUAUCAUCGUUCCAACAAAAAUGAUGUAUUAUUGACUUUUGUUUUUUUUCUUAGUCACAUUUGAAGAAAACCAUUGUUGUUUUGGAGCAUAUUUAAAUCAGGAGAUUAGUUCUGUAUAUGUAGAGAGAAGGAGAUUAGUUUUCUGUAUACAGGCAGGAUACACGUCAGACGAAAAAGAUUUUUUUUCUUCUUUUAGAUGGAGGGCAGUAUCAGUUACUUUCAAAGGAUCCAGACUCUCAGAAGAGGUGAAGUAGGAAAAAAAAUACUGAAACCUAACCCUAUUGUGCAGCCUUAACAUACAACAAAACUACCUCUUAAUUUACAAGGAUGCUAUUCACAAAUAUGAUACAGGCAGAAAAGUUUAUGAAACAGAAAAGAUACUUUCCCACCAAAACAGCCCAAGCUUACCCCUUUUCAGCCUUCCCUUUUUUCUAGUUAAUGACAUUUUAAAAACAUUUGACUUUGCCACUUAUAUUUGCUUCCUAUUUCUGAAUUCAUGCAUAAGCAAUGUUAGGCUAGGUUAACUGAUCCUUUAUGUGUGCAUCUUACAAAGAAGAUGAGUUAUAAGGACAAGUUUCUCUCUUUACAAAUUUUGGAUAUCUCUAAUGACCAGAAACUGAACUGAAAACAAUACAGUCUCUUCAGUUGAAAGGCAGCUCAUUUGGCCAUGAUUGGAAAAGGUAAAGGGUUUUUCACGAAUGAUCAGUAACUAGGUAAAGUCCAGUAGAACCUCAGAGAUCAACAAGAGUUUCAGGGUGUAAGCUUUCAAAAGUCAACUCUCCCUUCAUCAGACAGAGCAGAACAGAUCUGUGUCCCUUUAUUCUAGUCAAAAGAUUGAAGGGUGUUGUAAAGAAUGAUUGUAAAGGAUGCGAAGGUACAAUGUUUAUUGUAAUCAGUUUGACUAGAGCAGAGGGGAAAUACUUGGGAGCAGAAAAUUAGCAUCAGUAAUGUCUACUAUGUUUGUCAGGGAGCCAAAUUCAUAUCCCUGGGCUGCCAAGGAUAGUGCCACUGCUGCGCUGUGCAGCCUUCUCCAGAGGGCUUUCUGGAGGUGCAGGGAGGGAGGAAAACCUGAAAAACCUCCUUACUUCUAGAAAGCCGUCCAUAGUGCUCAAUGGAUUUAUGUCACCCAAAGGGAUGGCGUAAGUCCAAAGCCCAGGCUGCUGCACACUUCCCUGCAAAAUCAGGGUGAAAGCCAACUAAUGGCACCACCCUCAGGAAUGGCCCUUUAUGCCAAUGGGGCUGGCAGCAGCGUGGGAGCACUGAUGUGGUGCUCAAUUCCAUGUCUGGGCAUCUUUUUAAAAGAGAUGUCUUGGCAUACCAGAAGGGUGCGGCAGUCACCCACCUAUGUGUUUGCCCCUCUGCUGGGUAAGUGACUUGGAGCAAAUCUACCAGCAUGGCCCUGUGCUGCCUCUAUGGGAUUAUUCAUUCCCCCCCACCUCCCUUCAAUCUAGAUUGGGCUGUAAGGGAGUUUUGACAAUUGAAAGCUUGUACCUAAACUCUGAUUGGUCUCUAAGGUGUUCUGGACUUGCAUCAAACUGUUCUAUUGCUGACCAACAUGGCUAGCCUCUGAAACACUAGUUAGGUGGUUGGUCCCUUGAUUUAAAUGAGCAAUGGUGUUCUCUUUUUUUCCUUUGGAAGUAUGUUACUGGUGACAGCAAAUAGAAUAAUAACGUUUAGUCCCUAAGCAAAGUAGUACCCUUCGAAGUCCAUUGAAUUAAUCAGUUUAGAAGGAUGCAACUCUGCUUAGGACUCCCCCCCCCCCCCACCAAAAUUAACACAAGUUUAAACACUUACAUAAAAGGGCCAUAAUUAUUAGUAGAAGAGCUGAAAAUGAAUUUAAAACAAAAAAUGAAUGUCUGGACAGGCUUUUGUAAAAUAUAUUUUAUUUAUUUAAUAUCUGCCCUCCCUGGGCUAAACUGGGCUCAGGGCGACUAACAUACAUAAUAAAACUAUUAUAGAAUACUUUAGGUAGUAGUUAAAGCAUCAUAAAACAAAUUUAAAAUCUCAACUUUAACCACUAAAAACCUCUGAUGGCAACUGAAUAAAUUCGUAUUGCCCAUACAAAGGACAAAUUCCAUCCAGUCCUGUAGAUCUUUAAAAGAGAUUCCUUAGAAGCAAUAAAAUGGCUCUAGCUCUUAAUAUUCACAGGAACCAAGAAACAAAUUAAUUUCCCCCUGCACCGAGCAAUAAUCACACAUGAAAGAAUCCUUCCCCCAUAUAUUUGACCAUGCAUAGAAAUGUGAAUUGCUAGCAUAUAUAUGGAAAAUAAUAAUCCAUGUCAUAUGACUGGCCAGUAAAUUCUUCUUUUAACAGAAAUCGAUUUUUCCAGUGUUAAUCCUUAUGCUUAUUUUUGCUUCUUUAAAGCAGUAUUUUUGGUUAUAAUAUUGUAUGCAAGCAACAAAGGAUAAUAUUGGCUUCCGGCGGAAGAACUGGUAAUCCUGAAAGAUGUAUAUUAGCUCUCCUGUACUAAAAAUAAUGUUAUGGGAAAUUAUUAUUCAUAGUUUCCUUUUCAUAGUCCAGUAUUAUAUAUCAGUGCCUAUUAAUUCUUUCAUUCAUCAGGACAAAUAAUUACAAAUACUUGAAUCACAUAAGCAAUAAUUUCAACUAUUGCGUUAGUUUCCAUGGAAUCUUUUGCCACACAAAUAUAGCUAACAAACACAGGGCUGUCUCGAUGCUUAUAGCAUAACUUACAUCCAUCUUUCUAAAUUGAGGUGUACAAUGAAAUAUAUUCAGGUGGGUAUUGCUCAGGCAACAGGAUCAGCAGUGGCUGCACUGACAAUGUUCCAUUUUUAACCUGAAAUGGAUUCCAAAACUGCCCUUGAACUUCUUCUGUGUAAGUUGCUAACAUUUAAUCAACUCAAUUCAAUAAGCCAUUCAGGUUUUGUCAUAGUUUAUUCAGCCAUGCUGCCUUUGUUGUAGAAGUUCUUUAAGAGAACUAAAUCUAAAAAGAAGUUUCUUGCAUAAAAAAACUUUCAGUUAGAGGGUUGUGAUUAACUAGGGAUUGUUUUGUCUAAUAAAAUAUGUCUUUUUUGUGUUCUCUUUUUAAAAGACACAUAAUUUAGACAUAAAAUGGCUAUGGUUACUCUUCAGUCAACAAAUUUGGCCACGAUAAAGAAACGUAAUUUUGUUGCCUGUUUUUAAGUAGCAUUUUAACUGAUGUUACAGUGAGUUACAUGUGGGGAAGAUUCAAAAUGGAAUUAGGGUACAGCAGUCUUAGAUUUCGUCUUAGAGGGGAAAGGCAUGACUUGCUGCCUUAUUAUGUUAUACAUCUGUUGCUUGACUGGAUCAGAUGGAUGCAUGCAGGUAGAGUAGUAGCAUUUGUAAAUGGUGGGGUAUUAAAGGUUGGGGGAGGUUGUGAUGUUUUUCAUCUCUCUGACAUCCUAGUUUUGUUUGUUUUGUAUUAUGUAUGUAUAGAAAUGCAUGUAUACAAGGAGUUUUUUUAUGAGAGGAACCAUUCAAACAUUUGCUUUUCUCAUCUACUGUUAGCAAUGGUACAGCUGAACUGAUAUGCUAAUUCUGAUCACAUGUCUUGGCUCAGGUUUGUUAUCAGAACAAACUCUCCUGCUGAUUCUGUGGAUCCACCUGAUGUGUCUCGAAUAACAACAGAAUAUUUAUGUUGCAUUUCUUCUGCACAUUGAAUAGUGCACAAGGAACAGAACUCUAGUACAAAGCAGUUUAAAAUUUCAUUACUCUUCUGUAAUAGACAUGAUAUAAUAAUUAAAGGCAGUCCUUCUUUGCAAGCACUGGAUCAGUACUGACCCUUCUGGGAAAAUUAAAUUAAUUUGUAGGCAAAUAACAUUAUAUUUCUGCAUUUUAGCCUCCUGUAGGCUAACGGAUACCAAAUCAGACUCCAUCAAAUGUUCAUAUCCUUGCUGGCCUGUUUAUGCUACAAAAUACUGCCCUUAUCAGUUAAAGUAAAGAGGGCUUGUUUAAAUCUCAAGGGGGUAUUUCUAACAGAAAUUAAGACUUAUUGUCAUCCAUAUGAUUUGUAAACAUAAUUUUUGUUCUAAUGAUUUAUUGCCUAUAUUCAGCCUCAAUUAUUUCCACACUAAAGGCCUAUUGAGAAGUGAUCUUGAAUAACUAACCUAGUGACCCAUUUUAAAGGCAACAGACUUCUAAUAUGCAAGCUUUAAAUUUUAUUAUUCUAAACAUAUCCAAAGAGUUUGAAAGGUAGAAAUAAAAGUGAUGUAACAAGGAACAGAGAAAAUCUCCCUUAUCUAAUGUUCUAACUGUUGUCUAAAAAUGGGUAAUAUACUAACACUGGCAAUCUGAAUUAAUGCAGAAUUUGAGUGAUAUUUCCUUGUGAGCUGAAAUGUGUCCAAACUUUUAAUUGUAAAUUUGUAAAAAAUUGUUAAAUCAAUUAAAUUGUUUCCACUGCCUAAUCCAGGAUGUGUCCUCACUUGCAAUUCAGAAUAAAUCUUUUACAUUCCACCA
Messenger RNA from Sphaerodactylus townsendi, 6882 nucleotides. RefSeq names its product beta-secretase 2 (gene BACE2). Gene Ontology annotation, cellular component: trans-Golgi network; membrane; endosome. Gene Ontology annotation, biological process: amyloid-beta metabolic process; membrane protein ectodomain proteolysis. Bases 605 to 2155 code for a protein of 516 amino acids. Gene Ontology annotation, molecular function: aspartic-type endopeptidase activity. Lineage: Eukaryota; Metazoa; Chordata; Lepidosauria; Squamata; Sphaerodactylidae. The record is from RefSeq and is a predicted model, not a curated record. The transcript is spliced from 9 exons.